CGCAACAAGUUAGAGGAAAUGUGAUCUGCUUGGGCUUGUUCACUGCAGUGACAGCUCAACUACUCCGAAUACAGCUUUCUCUCUCAGACUACCUUUAACCACGGACCGCUGCUUGUUGAAGAUGUGGACGUUCGCCCGAAUUUCAGUUUGUUAAAUCUAUGGAAGUGGCAUUUACUCGAGUACCUAUAGCCUCUACCCGUAGCGUCUCAGGCUGGAGAAGAUGACGGAGCACCAGGAGCCGGGCGAUGACAUCAGCAUCCUGCUCCCCCACGAGCUGCCAGACCCCCCCAGGGACGAGGAGGCACACUGCCCCCCACAGUUCAGACUGCAGCUCAUCGAUGACCUGUCUUAUGAAGACGUGAAGAAAUGUUACCGGGGCUCGACGGUGAGCAAGUACAACUCCCAGUAUCACAAGCUCUUCCAGACUGUUCCCAAGGAGGAGAUCCUCAUGAAAGUGUACUCUUGUGCUCUCCUCAGGGACAUCCUGCUGCAGGGGCGUCUCUACAUCUCACGCAAUUGGCUGUGUUUCUACGCCAACCUGUUUGGGAAGGACAUCAAGGUGGCCAUACCGGUGGUGUCUGUCCGGCUGGUGAAGAAACAUCGAACCGCGGGCCUGGUGCCCAACGGCCUGGCCAUCACCACCGACACCAGCCAGAAGUACGUGUUCGUGUCCCUGCUGUCCAGGGACAGCGUCUACGAUGUCCUCCGGAGGAUCUGUACACACCUGCAGGUGAACGGUAAGAAGAGCCUGAGUCUGAAGCUAUACCUGGAGGAACCCAGCUCCCUGUCCAUGGAUGAGUUCCCUGUGGUGGCCGACUUCCCCCCGGUGUUGAAGUGGAGGAGGCAGCCAUCAGUGCCCUCGGUGUCCUCCUCCCUCCCAGACCUGCUGGGAAAUUCCACCAGUAGCCUGAGCACUGUGGACACGCCCUACCCCGCAGAGGCUCCGCUCACUGACCGCGGUCUGGAGACAGAGAAGAUCCUGCUGACCGAACCAGCCCCAGAGCUGGGACACCUAGAGUACCAGCUGCUCAAGUUCUUCAUCCUGCUCAUCGUGCUCCUCAUCCUGUCCUCCUGCUACCUGGCCUUCAGAGUCUGCAGCCUGGAGCAACAGCUGGCCUUCCUCAACACACACUCCACCCUGCCCCUGAGAGAGAGGUAACCCUCACCCAUCCCCAUUGGACGGACGGCCUGUCAGUCACAGAGUUCACCUGCCAACAGAGUCUUGGUUCUGUGACCUGUUCCCUCUGUCGCCCCCUUCUUGCCCUCCCCUGAGAAGUCUCAAGACCAACCAAGACUGAAGAGAAACACAGCACCUACACUGGCAGCCCUCUAGAGGUGCUAGCGAGGCAAUAACUCCUCUCUCCCAUCCCCAGAGACACUGGCUGUUUAUAAAUCCGAAGAACGCUAAGAACGUACUUGCGUUCUUGAGAAGAACGUUCUUGCCAAGUGUCUUCCGAGAACGGUCUUGCAAGACCGCGGGGACGGAGAGCGAUUUGAGAUGCGUGUGUUCUUGCAAUGACUUCUGGGAAAUCCGAUGCGUUCUCGCUGACCAAGUCACCAUCCGAUGCAUCCCCGAUAAAAGGGGUGGAUCAAGAACACUUUCGGGUAUUUUUGGUGUUCUUGGUGACUUGUGUUCUUUGGAUUGGAACCGUACUUGGGCAAUGAAAGAUGACGUCAAACAAGUUCUCAAGAACACAAGAAUGGAGAAAAAUGUGGAUUGAUAAAAAGCCACUAAAAUCCACAGACAAGAACGCUAGGCAGGAAGGAAUCUGAGAGAGAGCAUUCCAAAAGAGGGUUGAACAUGCCAGGUGUCAAUGGGACUGUGCUAAAAUACUUGGAUGCUCAUUUUAAUAGCCUUGAUUAUUCCAGGGCUCUUACAAUCCUCUUUUUGAUUCAGCUGACUGUUCGCAACUUGACAUUCCAACCAGGAAGUUAACCUGAACAGUUCAAACAUUUCACACGCAAGUCAUGUAGCUCAGUCAAGCAACAUGUUGACUGAGCACAGGCUGUGAGUCAUGUGUGUUCCUGAAACACACAUGAAAAAUGAGAAACAUCACUGUAGAUUGUUAUCAAAGGUCUGUCUGUGAGAAUUCUGAGGUGUUGUUUUAUCAAGCAAAUGUAGAGUAAUGGUACUGUUUGUUGGGUGAAUGUGUGUGUGUGUGUAUUUAUGUGUGUGUAUUCAACAUAUCUUGCAUCAUGGUUAAGACUAUUAUGGUAAGGAGUCUCUUCUGUUUAGAAGACAAUGCCAGCUGCAUGUAGUCAUACUGCCAGGUCCCUGUAGUCGUCUGUGACACUGCUGCAUGCAUGAAUCCCAUGGAACACACUACAUGAUGCAGGCUUUGGAGUUGAAGGCUAAGAAUGUAUUGGAGAGAGGAGAGGAAGAGCUUGCUGUUCAGAGACAGUGGGAGGAGGUGUGUCGGGAUGGAAAGUACUUGAAAUUGAAUCGUGCAUUUCAGAGUUUUAAAAGGUAAAGAAGAAGCUGUAGAAUUGCAUAGAAACUGUGUGUGUUUUGCGUCUGACUGAUACAUAUCUGGUAGGCUGUAGGUUUGGAGUACUACUAGUGCACACUGAAACUUUGGAGCCAAGACUGUAUGUAUUUAUGUGUGUAUUUUUGUAUUUGAGGCAGAGAGGCAUGCUGUUGUUGUGUUUUUGUAAAAGGGUGUGUAUUGUUCUCUGGAGUGUUUUGGCCCUGGGAUCUCACCGUAGAGCAGAAGUACCCUGACAGGGCGUCACCUGGGAUCUCACCGUAGAGAGAGUACCUCACUGCAGGACUCUGGAGGAUAAACAAAUUCGAAAUACUUUUAGACUAUAAAGUUUUUAAAGUCUGUGUCGUGUUUGAGGAGAUGUAGUCAUAUUUGACACCAGGUUAUCCGUUGCUGAAGUCUGUUGAUGAUAACUCAGUUAGGGAGACCGCAUGAGUGUUUGAAUGUGAUCAUUGCAGGUUUACUUUUAUAUAACUUCACCAAUAAACAUGAGAUAUGUUCUAUCACAACUGUUCCUUUUAUAAGAUAGGAGAAAGAAUGUUGAAAAACUCUAGCAGAAUAAGUCUUCAACAAAACCAUCUUGUCAUGAAAACCUCCAUGUUUGCGUAUUGUAGUAAUACACCCUAUUGGAGUGGAAUGUAUCACAUUGUGCUGUGGUUUAUUUUUUCAAAAGGUAAAGAGCCAGGUUUCUGGCCCUGUUUGUUUACCGUGCUUAUUAUCAUAGGUUCAUGGAAAGGUCAGUGGUGGGUUUGGUGGUCUAGUCUAGACUUG
Osmerus eperlanus (European smelt) is the source of this 3254-nucleotide messenger RNA. Its product is annotated as GRAM domain-containing protein 2A. Gene Ontology annotation, cellular component: extrinsic component of cytoplasmic side of plasma membrane; organelle membrane contact site; endoplasmic reticulum membrane. The transcript has 12 exons. The record is from RefSeq and is a predicted model, not a curated record. Lineage: Eukaryota; Metazoa; Chordata; Actinopteri; Osmeriformes; Osmeridae. Gene Ontology annotation, biological process: regulation of store-operated calcium entry. Gene Ontology annotation, molecular function: phosphatidylinositol-4,5-bisphosphate binding. Bases 221 to 1159 code for a protein of 312 amino acids.